Dentiscutata erythropus is the source of this 129-nucleotide messenger RNA. The record is from the annotation of a GenBank genome assembly. Lineage: Eukaryota; Fungi; Glomeromycota; Glomeromycetes; Diversisporales; Gigasporaceae.
AUGGAAGAAGAUUAUAAUAUGGACUAUGAAUAUAUGCUCUCGAAUUGGAGAAGUUUAUAUAAGAAUAAAGAUACUUUAUGUGAUUUCGAACUGGAGAAGUUUGAUUUGGAAGAUCAGUCGGAAUUAUAA